AUGCCUCCCGUUCCCAAAUACAAAUACAUAUCUGGUUGUCAAAAACGUAAAAAGAAGAAGCUAGAGGAAGAAAGAGCAAAGGCUGACAAAGGGUCGCGUAUACACAAUUUUUUCUCAAAACUAUCUCAAACUUCUAGUUCUAAUGUGGGUGAAGAUAGUGCGGAUGUUAAUGUGGAUGAAGCUAAUAUGGGUGAAGAUGAUGCUAAUGUUAAUGUGGAUGAAGCUAAUGUGGGUGAAGGUGAUAUCAAUGCUAAUUUGAAUGAAGCUAAUAUGGGUGAAGAUGAUGUUAAUGUUAAUGUGGAUGAACCUAAUGUGAGCGAAGAUGAUGUUAGUGUGGAUGUGGAUGAAGCAAAUGUGGGUGAAGAUGAUGCUAAUGGUAAUCCUAGUAUUGAUAUUUUUGAUCCUAGAACUUGGGAUUCGCUUAAUCCUAACUUGAAAAAUGAAUUGGUUAAGAAAGUUCCAAAAAGAGAGUUGACUAUUGAUAAGGGUCCCAUGGAUAAAGAUGGAAGACAAUUUUCUAAAGUCAUGUAUACUAGAAUUCUAUCAAACAGGGAGACACGUGAAAGAGAAUGGCUAGUGUAUUCAAAAGAGCUUGACAAACUCUUUUGUUUUUGUUGUACACUUUUUAAACAAGGGCAUCCGAAAGGUGGGUUAGAUAACGAAGGUUAUGCGGAUUGGAGGCAUGCUUCUCAAAGUCUUAAAGCGCAUGAAGUUAGCUUUGAACAUCUCAAGAAUAUGCAUCAAUGGUUUGAAAUGUGCCAAAGGUUAGAAUGUAAUGAAACAAUUGACAAAGAAGCUUAUGAGCAAUUCAAAAAAGAAAGAGAUUAUUGGAAAGAAGUUAUUUUUAGGAUUAUUGCUCUUGUGAAAUUUCUUGCUAAACAUGGACUAGCAUUUCGCGAAAAAUAUGAAAAGUUGUAUCAAAAGAGCAAUGGAAACUUUUUGGGUUUGAUUGAGAUGUUGGAAGAGUUUGACCCGAUUAUGAAAGAGCAUGUGCAGCGUAUCAUGAGUGAUGAACUCCAUGUACAUUAUCUUGGGCAUAACAUUCAAAACGAGUUGAUACAAUUACUAGCUCAUCAGAUUAGAACAGAAAUCAUCACGAAGAUAAAGGAAGCAAAGUAUUACUCCAUAAUACUUGAUUGCACCCCCGAUACAAGCCACCAAGAACUAAUGUCAAUAAUUGUGAGGACUUUUGAAGUUACGUCUAAGGAAUUAGAGUCUCUUGGUCUUAAUAUCGGUGAUAUGCGUGGUCAAGGCUAUGAUAAUGGAGCAAACAUAAAGGGGAAAAAAGUGGAGUUCAAAGGAGAUUCUUAG
Molecule: messenger RNA, 1311 nt
Organism: Helianthus annuus (common sunflower)
Lineage: Eukaryota; Viridiplantae; Streptophyta; Magnoliopsida; Asterales; Asteraceae
Exons: 2
Coding region: 1-1311 (436 amino acids)
Source: RefSeq, a predicted model, not a curated record